UUCAACCCUGCUUUUUCUUUCUCCACUGGACAGUGGCAGAGUGUUUGUCAAGCUUUGUACAGAGCAGACCACUGGACUGCCCAUUAACUUCACUGUGACUGUUAGGGAUACUACACGAUAAAUAUGGCUCUACCCAUAGAUCCCAUGGAGGAGCCCCGCAUGUACCAGCAAACACUGCUGCAAGACGGCCUCUAUGAUCUUCUGGAGAGUGAUAUGAUGGUAGACUGUGUGUUGAAGAUUAAAGACAAGGAGUUUCCCUGCCACAGGCUGGUCCUGGCUGCCUGCAGCUCCUACUUCAGAGCUUUCUUCAAGUCAGGGGUGGAGGAGAGCAAACAGAGGGAAAUUGUAUUGGAAGAUGUGGAACCUGGUGUUAUGGGCAUGAUCCUCAAGUACCUCUACACCUCAAACAUCAAUGUGACAGAGCAGAACGUGCAGGACAUCUUUGCUCUGGCCAACAUGCUGCAGAUACCUUCAAUUUUCACGGUAUGUGUCUCAUUCCUGCAAAAGCGACUGAGUUUAUGUAACUGUCUGGCCAUCUUUCGCCUGGGCCUAAUGCUUGACUGCCCUCGUUUGGCCAUUUCAGCACGGAACUUUGCUUGCGAGCGUUUCCAAUUUAUAGCCAGAGAUGAGGAAUUUCUGCAACUGAAUCCAAGUGAGUUGGCGGCUAUUAUCGCGUCAGACUCUUUGAAUGUUGAGACGGAGCAGGACGUGUUUGAAGCUUUAAUCAAGUGGGUGGGAUAUGACCAAGAGAAACGGCUAGAAGACCUACCAGUUCUGCUGGACUGCGUGCGGUUACGUCUGGUUCCUCAAGAGUACUUUGCCAAAAAUGUUGAGAAACAUGAGUGGUUGAGCUCUAAUCCAGAGAUCUCCAAGAAACUGCAGCUGGUCAAAGACGCCCAUGCUGGGAAGCUUCCAGAAGUCAAGGCCAAAAGCAAAAAGAGUGAAGACAAGAAGGAUGGUGAUGGAGAUGAAGAGGGGGAGGAAGAGGAGCAGGAGGAGCUACUUCCUGGCAUUCUGAACGACAAUCUGCGGUUUGGGAUGUUUCUAAGAGAUUUGAUCUUUUUGUUAAGUUAUAGUGCAGCAGCGGCUUAUGACCCAACAGGAAAUGACUGUUAUGUGGCAGCACUCUCCACCCAAAUCCCCAAAAAUCACUGCAGCCUGGUCACCAAGGAAAACCAGAUAUUUGUUGCAGGUGGACUUUUUUAUGAUGAGCAAAGCAAAGACGAACAGAUCUACUCAUACUUCUUGCAGUUUGAUCCUGCGAGUUCAGACUGGAUGGGAAUGCCUCCCAUGCCCUCUCCCCGCUUCCUUUUUGGGAUGGGCGAAGCAGAGAACUCUAUCUAUGUGAUUGGAGGGAGAGAAAUGAAGGAAGGAGAACACAUUUUGGAUACAGUCAUGGUUUAUGACAGGAAGUUUCUUAAAUGGGCAGAAUCAGAUCCUCUUUCUUACCCAGUAUAUGGUCAUGGAACAGUGUCUCAUAAUGAAAUAAUCUAUGUAAUCGGAGGAAAGGGGGAGAACAAAGAGUGCUUGAAGAGAGUAUGUGCUUAUGACACUAAGAAACGGCAGUGGACUGAUCUCGCUCCCUUGAAUACUGCACGGUCACUGUUUGGUGUCACCAUCCAUAAAAACAAGAUAUAUGUGGCUGCUGGUGUCACAGACACUGGCAUUACAGGCAGCUCUGAGGUCUAUGACAUCAAAACAAACAAGUGGUCAGAGUUUGUGGAGUUUCCCCAGGCCCGAAGUUCACUCAGCCUGGUCACUGUGGCCGGUGUUCUCUAUGCUGUGGGUGGAUUUGCCAUGUUCCCCAAAGAGGACAGUGAUGAACUUCUGCCCAAAGAGAUGAAUGACAUCUGGAGGUAUGAUGAGGUGGAGAUGAACUGGAAUGGAAUACUAAGAGAGAUUCGUUACGCAUCUGGUGCCACGGUUUUGGGAGUUCGACUGAACACUCUUCGGCUCACUAAAAUGUGACAAGUGACAUCCAAUGAUUACCAAAAAGGCCACUCAAAGAAGUUACUUGUGGCAAGAGACAACUUUUUUUUUCAACCGUUUCAUUUCAGAUAAGCUGAUUUCAAAACAGUUUGAACAAAACAGUUAUAAUAUUAUGGGUCAAAAUGAAAGUCUACAACAGUGCAAGUCAGAGAACAAAAUAAGUGUUCUGAGACUCAUUCCAUGAAAAUAAAUGAUAAUAAUUAACAGGGAUGAAAACUAAAUGUUUUUCAUUUUGAUUCGUUCUAAGCAGAAACUGUAUUUUUAGUUCCGGUUCCAGCGUUCCACUGCCUCGUUUCCAAUUGGUAAUGUUAGAACGAAAUUAAAGAACGGUUAAUAACGUUCCUUUUUCUUUUCUUUUUUAAUGACAGUACUCUGUGCUAUGAGUGAGUGAUGUACCAGUUGCAUUGUUACCACUUACCAGAUCUUUCUUUAAAAAAAAAAAAAAUAAAUAAAAAAAAAAAAAAAAGGACCUAGUCUGGAAAACACACUCAAAAUAAGGGACUUGCCUCAACCGAAAUAAGUGAUAUUAAGCAAUUAAAUUUUUCCCACAUGUGAGGGAAUUAUCAGCAUAGAAAUCAUAACAAGCAAAGUAUACAGUAGACUACAUAAAAUAAAGUAUUUUUUAAUAAAUGUAUUUUUAAUAUUAAUUAUAUCCCCAAAAUAUUUCAAAAAUACAUCUGGCCAUCUAAAAUCAAUUAAUAGCCAAAUUCUUUCUCCUGCAUGCAUGCACACACUGCUUGGGCAUGUUCAGACUAAAUGUCAGCUCAUUCGGGCCGAAUUAUUUUAUUUUAAACGUACAAAUAACAUAAUUGUUUAAUUCUUAUUAUUUCAUAUUUAAUUACAGAUCUGCUUCUGAGUCAGAACCUGGCACCAUCAAAUCUGUAUCAAUGCAUCAUCUCUUACAAUAAUUAAUUGAAGACUUGUAAACAACUGAAAAAUUUACUUUUUACCUCCAAAUUUUUGUUUAAUAUGUGAUAUUUAAUAUGUGAUACAAAUUAAAUGUAUGAUGCAGCAGUUUCCUUUUUCAACAAAAAAGAAAGAAGUAAAAUUUUUUGGGCAACAGGAAGCAUUGUAAUUCCAAAAUUGUACUGUAAUAAAACCAUUUAGACUUUGGUUUAAUGAAAAAAAUGAUCUGAACCAGUUAUUAACCGUUUACCAACAUUUGAAAAUAAAGUUUUCAUUUCAGAACAAUUUAAAGGGACUUCAUUCCUGUUUUCGAUUCCAUUCUGCAAAAAAUUGUGCUCGUUUUUGGUUUUCAUUUUCGUUCCUUGGAAUGUUUUCAGUUCAUUUUAAUUAUUAUUCAACAUACUUAUAAAUUACUUAUUAGUUUGAACAGAGAUGAACAUCAUAGAUAUGUAAAUUGCUUUACUUUCUUAUAGAUGCAGCUUCUUGUGUCACAUUGUGUACAAUUGUAUUGUUUUCUAUUUAUCAUUAAUGUGUAAUUUCUGUUUUGUUCUGUAUAUGACAGAAACAUUUGCUUUCAAAAAUAAAAACCAACACAAAAAAGUUUGGGGUGAUAUUUCAAUUAGUUCACUAUUGAAAUUAUACAUUUAUUUUGUUUUGGUACAGACAAUAAAUACUACCUGGUACAAUAAAUGACAUAAAAUACAGCCUAUGUUAUUAGCACCGCUAGACUCUAGUUUUUGUAUUGUUUAAGUAUGUUGUUGACAGAACCAGUACGACUACUGCAUGUAGUCUUUGUACACAAAUGUUAACUUAGACAUUGGGUUUACAUACUAAUGUAUAGAAUUAAAAAUUUUGAAACAGUCACAAUCAUGAUUGGUUUAAUACACUGAAUGUAUGGGUAAGUUAAGGUAUUACAUGUUAACUGUUAGUUUAGGAAAAAUGUGAUUAUAUAUUUAAUUUGGUUUUAAAAUAUUUCUUUGAAGAUAACUGCAUGGUAAGUCGUUUCUACAAAAAAUUAGACAAUAAGACAAAAUUAACUAUCCACGCUCCAAAAUGCAAAUCAUCAUUACCAUUCUCUACCACUUACUGUGUAUUACAAAGGAUAGCACAAAUCCCCUUCUUAAUACAAAUCGUAACCUUUAUCCAAAAUCAUUUAUAUAUAUAUAUAUAUUUAGAAAUACGAAAUUAAGAAGGCCACAAGCAUCACAAAUGUUUCUCAAUGAGCAGCAAACCAGGAAUACACACUAUGACAUAAAAUAGUAAAAGUUAAGACUUCCACCUUUUAUUCUACUUAACAAACAUCUUUUAAAUGCACCAAAUUAAAGCAUUUAGCUCUUCAAUGGCCAUUUACAUGAACCACAAUAUUUCCAUAGAUGUACAUACGUAACCAGUAUGUAUCUCUGUACCAUAGAAGAUAAUAAGUAAAGGAUUCACCUUAAAAGAUAAAAAAAAAAAAAAAAAAAAAAAAGAUAAAUAAAAAGAUUGGGGCAAAUGGUGGCAAAAGACUG
Messenger RNA from Myxocyprinus asiaticus (Chinese sucker), 4403 nucleotides. Its product is annotated as kelch-like protein 40b. The coding region runs from base 124 to 1968 and encodes 614 amino acids. The transcript is spliced from 6 exons. The record is from RefSeq and is a predicted model, not a curated record. NCBI's taxonomy places the organism in Eukaryota, Metazoa, Chordata, Actinopteri, Cypriniformes, Catostomidae. Gene Ontology annotation, molecular function: protein binding.